Molecule: messenger RNA, 1053 nt
Organism: Westerdykella ornata
Lineage: Eukaryota; Fungi; Ascomycota; Dothideomycetes; Pleosporales; Sporormiaceae
Exons: 2
Coding region: 1-1053 (350 amino acids)
Cellular component (GO): mitochondrion; cytoplasm; membrane
Source: RefSeq, a predicted model, not a curated record
AUGAUAAGAUCCAACCGCCUCCUGGGCCCUGUGGUCAAGAGAGGUCUGUGUCUAUAUCGCCGGCAAGUCCAUGAUUUACCGGGCCCGGCUCUAUUCACAAGAAGUAUCCACACCAAUGUAGACGGUCCAUCCAGCCCACCGUCGUCCUCGCAGCCUACGGAGUCGCUCACGAAACAUUCCACCGUGACGGCGCACGACUCGAGAAGUCAUAGAACCGGAAACGUCCAUGAUGUCGCUCCCCUUCCCUCCGCCAUUGCACCUUCAAAGUCUAUACGAACCGAACCGCAAAAGUCAAUCCCAGGGCCCACGUGGGUCUGGCUUGAACCGCUAUACACACCCUUUCGAGCGUAUGGGCGCGCACAUCAGCGCAGGCCAUACAUGACGCAGUUCGUCAGCACGCUAGUCAUCUAUCUUGUCGGCGAUUUCGCAGCCCAGAGCGUUGGUAAAGAGGAUAUCGAAGGUCAAGACGUCAAUAUAUGCGCCGAAGAGGGAUGUGAGGAAAGAGGGAUUAUACGUUCUUGGGCUGACAACAGAGACUGGCAGAGAACCGGGCGGGCGCUUUUGAUCGGUGGACUGGCAGCUGUGCCGGGAUACAAGUGGUUUUUGUGGCUGAGCAAUUCCUUCAAUUACAGCUCUAAGUUGUUGUCACUGACUGUCAAGGUUGUCGUCAACCAGGCCGUGUUUACUCCAGUCUUCAACACGUACUUCUUCGGCAUGCAGCACCUUCUAACUCAUUCAAUCUCGGACAUCUCCCCUUCGUCCCUUGCAACGCAUAUAUCCAACACUGUCCCGACAUCGUGGGUCAACAGUUGCAAGCUGUGGCCUGCCGUCACCGCCUUUAUGUUUGCCUAUGUCAAACUCGAAUAUAGAAGCUUACUGGGCGGAGUCAUCGCGAUUGGAUGGCAGACGUAUCUGAGUUUGUUAGACGCAAGAGCUAGGAAAGCAGAGAGAGAGAAGAAGAUUGCCAACGGAGCGGAAUCGCGCCGUCCUGAGCAACAGUCCGAGGGCUGUGGCGCCGCAAGCAAUGAGCAUCAGCGCGCGGCUUCAGGUUGA